AUGAUUUGUUCCUGGAGUUUGAUUGCAAGCCUGAUGAUAGCUCCUAAAGAAGCAAAACAGGUGCCGGAUGGUGAGAAAUGGUUGGAGUCCAUGGGAAAAGAGAUGGCCAACAUUGACAGUAAAGGGACAUGGAGAGAAAUGGUGUUACCACCAGACCGAAAAGCCACAGGCUGGACAGAGGAUCUUGAGGCUCGACAGGCUGUCGAAGGGGCGUAUUUGAACGGUAAAGUCGAAGUUGUAAACCACUUGAUGUAUUCCAAGGGAAUGAAACCAAAGCAAGGAUGUAAUGCUUCGAAGGUGAUAAAAUUGCUUUACAGGUCAAAGCAAUCGGGAAGGACAUGA
Tremella mesenterica DSM 1558 is the source of this 342-nucleotide messenger RNA. RefSeq lists its product as uncharacterized. Lineage: Eukaryota; Fungi; Basidiomycota; Tremellomycetes; Tremellales; Tremellaceae. The record is from RefSeq and is a predicted model, not a curated record. The transcript has 3 exons. The coding region runs from base 1 to 342 and encodes 113 amino acids.